Molecule: messenger RNA, 3644 nt
Organism: Jaculus jaculus (lesser Egyptian jerboa)
Lineage: Eukaryota; Metazoa; Chordata; Mammalia; Rodentia; Dipodidae
Gene: Pi4k2a
Product: phosphatidylinositol 4-kinase type 2 alpha
Exons: 9
Coding region: 41-1489 (482 amino acids)
Biological process (GO): phosphatidylinositol phosphate biosynthetic process; Golgi organization; endosome organization
Cellular component (GO): plasma membrane; trans-Golgi network; endosome
Molecular function (GO): 1-phosphatidylinositol 4-kinase activity
Source: RefSeq, a predicted model, not a curated record
UGGUGUGGAGCGCCGGGUCCCCGAGCCGGUGUCCUGAGGGAUGGACGAGACGAGCCCACUAGUGUCCCCCGAGCGGGCCCAACCCCCGGAGUACACCUUCCCGUCGGGCUCGGGAGCUCACUUUCCGCAGGUGCCGGGGGGCGCGGUCCGCGUGGCGGCGGCGGCGGCGGCCACCGGCUCAGGCCCCUCUCCGCCGGGCUCUCCGGGCCACGACCGGGAGCGGCAGCCUCUGCUGGACCGGGCCCGGGGCGCGACGGCCCAGGGCCAGACCCACACCGUGGCGGCGCAGGCCCAAGCCCUGGCCGCGCAGGCGGCGGCGGCGGCGCACGCCGCUCAGGCCCACCGCGAGCGCAACGAGUUCCCGGAGGACCCCGAGUUCGAGACCGUGGUGCGGAAGGCCGAGCUGGCCAUCGGGCGCGGCAUCUUCCCGGAGCGCAUCUACCAGGGCUCCAGCGGAAGCUACUUCGUCAAGGACCUUCAGGGGAAGAUCAUUGCUGUUUUCAAACCCAAGAACGAAGAGCCUUAUGGGCACCUUAACCCCAAGUGGACCAAGUGGCUGCAGAAGCUGUGUUGUCCGUGCUGCUUUGGCCGCGACUGUCUCGUCCUCAACCAGGGCUAUCUUUCAGAGGCAGGCGCCAGCCUGGUGGACCAAAAACUAGAACUCAACAUUGUACCCCGUACAAAGGUAGUAUACCUGGCCAGUGAAACCUUCAACUAUAGUGCCAUUGACCGAGUGAAGUCCAGGGGCAAGCGGCUGGCACUAGAGAAAGUGCCAAAAGUUGGACAGCGGUUUAACCGCAUUGGGUUACCACCAAAGGUUGGUUCAUUCCAGCUCUUUGUGGAAGGGCACAAAGAUGCAGACUAUUGGUUGCGGCGCUUUGAAGCAGAACCUCUCCCUGAGAACACUAACCGGCAACUACUGCUGCAGUUUGAGCGGUUGGUGGUUCUGGACUACAUCAUCCGAAACACUGAUCGAGGCAAUGACAACUGGCUGAUCAAAUAUGACUGUCCAAUGGAUAGUUCUAGCUCUCGGGACACAGACUGGGUAGUGGUGAAGGAGCCUGUUAUCAAGGUGGCUGCCAUAGACAAUGGGCUGGCUUUCCCACUGAAGCAUCCGGACUCCUGGAGAGCAUAUCCUUUCUACUGGGCAUGGUUGCCUCAGGCAAAAGUCCCAUUCUCUCAGGAGAUCAAAGAUCUGAUUCUUCCAAAGAUUUCAGACCCUAACUUUGUCAAGGACUUGGAGGAGGACCUAUAUGAACUCUUCAAGAAAGAUCCAGGUUUUGACAGGGGCCAAUUCCAUAAGCAGAUUGCUGUCAUGCGGGGCCAGAUCCUAAAUCUGACCCAGGCCUUGAAAGAUAACAAGAGUCCUCUGCACCUCGUCCAGAUGCCACCUGUGAUUGUCGAGACGGCCCGUUCCCAUCAGCGGUCUUCUAGCGAGUCCUACACACAGAGCUUUCAGAGUCGGAAGCCCUUCUUUUCGUGGUGGUAGCCCUAGAGGCAGACAGAAGCAAUCCAGUGGGAGAUGUCUAGCAGGAGGCCUGGGGACCUGGAUGCAGGGAAGUCUGCAAAGCUGGACAGCAGCAUCUUUCAGAGCCUUCCCUCUGCUUGCCAUCUCCCUCAGGGCUUUCCCACCCACAAGGAGAAGCACAGUCAGGGUCAAGAGUGCUUCUGGGCCCCUGAGAGUGUUGAGGCUGGGAGUCAGGGGUGCAGAAGAUCAACUCCCUUCCAGCAUCUUCUGGUGGCAGGUUAGAAAAGCCCCAUCUCCCCGACAGUCCUGCUCUGUUGCCAUUCCCUAUUUUAUUCUGCAUCAGAAAGAAAGGAAAAGAAAACAACAACAAAUCCCCCAAUAACAACCAACACAGACUUCCAUGCUUGUAGUAGAGCUCAGGUCCUCUCUUGGCGGAAUCCUUUAAUCCAGACCGAAAUUUAACUUGGGCCCAGACCUCCCCAUGCCUGGCUUCCUCCCAUGAACCAAGGCUGUGUCAGGGGGCCAUUGGUGGCUCUCAGUGGUGGGAGAGACAGAAGCCAUACCUUUCCUUUUGGGUUUUGCCAAAUCUUUCCUUCUCUCUUGCCACCAGUGCAGCGCUGGCUUCCUGUUGCAGCGAGCCGGCGUCUGCUCUGCACGUGGUCUACAGAGCCUCUGCUCCCCACCCUGCUGUAGCUUGCAUGGCACUUGGCAGAGGCAGGAGAGGCCAGACUUAGCUGUUCUCUUCUCACAGGAAGUGAGUGGUCAGCAUGUAAAAGUGAUCCUUACGGCUUAAGUGCAUGCUGGAAACUGGGAAUUGGUCUGUGGGGCACCCGGUCCCAGCCUUGUUUGUGGGUCCUUAGGUCCAGUCCUCCUCUAAUUGGUUUCUGUUGUUUUAAGUAAUUUUCCACCCAACUCUUUUAGGAGUUCAGUUUAGGUUCUAGAGUGGGUCUCUGUAAGGAUUCUGGGGUGAGUUAACUUAUGAGUCCAGGAUAUUCGGUCUUGGAUGUUGUGUUCUGCUGCUGCUUCUGGAAGCAACAGGUCUUGAGUUCUGCCUCCUAACAGGCAGUGUUCCCUACUGUCUUGUCUUGGUCUGGUUUCUCCGUGGCUUCUCGAGGAAGGCAGGACCCAAAGGAGAUAACUUCAAACUGUCCCACGGUGCCUGCCCAGCUCGUUGUGUAUCUUCUUGCUUCUAUGUGUCUUCUGCCCUAGUUGGGCCCCUUGGUAGGAGUUUGAGCCCUUUUUACACCAAAGCAAAGAUUUGUCCUCAGGAGGAAGUAAAAAGGGUGCCACCUGUGGUUGAGGGGCAGCUGCAUUCCUGUGCUACGGACUCUGGAGGUUUCUCCCACCCUGCGAUUGGUCAAUCAGCCUUUGAAAGAAAUUGUCUUGAAGGUUUGAAAAAGCCAAAGAAGGGGAGUGAGGACCAUGGCUGGCUGUCUCCUGCCAGCUCCCACUGACCAGGAGGUAGAGCAGCCCUCCCUCCAGCUGGGCCAGGCUGUUCCCCGUCCAUUCUUGCCCCAGGAGCAGCUUGUUAGGGGCUUCCAUCCAGCUGACAAGAGGUCUCUGAGCGCUGGAUAUGCAUGCCCUAUGGACAAAGGCUCCCCUGCCUGCCUCACCCUGACAAUCCCAUCCAGCCCACCCAACUCUGGCUUGCAGAACCAUGUUUGGGAGAAUACCUGCCCCUGACCUCCGGACCCAGCAGGGGCUCAUGUGUGUGUAGCUCUUCCCAGACACACUCACACCAACCCAGUGGCCGAGGAGAGCCGGUGUCUGAAGAGGAGACUGGGGUGUCGGCAGCCUCACGGGCACUGUCCUGCUCCAGAUUAGUUCUGCAGCCAGGAGGAAGAUGGAUCCCAUGUAAGAGUCAGGCCAAGCCUGGUGGGCACAAGUGCAGGCAUCCUUCCUUGGCCUGUUUCCUCUCUCCCUUGACGCCUGCACUCAGAUUGCCUUGAAUGUGGACUUCAGGAGAGCCAGGGACCCAGAGUGCCAGCACAGGCUUCUAGGUGGCACUUCCAGCACAGCUGCUCUCUUCUAGCCUUAGGCCCGUCCCUCCCUCAUGUCUGGGAGUGGAGGCCGGGCUUUGAGAGUGCUGCUGCCCCUGUUCUUACAAUGCACUGUAGAAACUGUAUGUAAUGUAUUUAAAUCAAUGCAAAUGUAUGAAUAACAAAUCCAAUUCUGA